Molecule: messenger RNA, 384 nt
Organism: Magallana angulata
Lineage: Eukaryota; Metazoa; Mollusca; Bivalvia; Ostreida; Ostreidae
Exons: 1
Coding region: 1-384 (127 amino acids)
Molecular function (GO): protein binding
Source: RefSeq, a predicted model, not a curated record
AUGAAUUCGGAUGCUUUGAAUUUGCAAUCUGGCAGCGCGAUACCAUAUGAUGUUGAGGUGGUCGACGCAUCUAACGCCUAUGACAAUACCAACCAUAAGUUCACAGCGCCAUCAGCCGGUCUCUACUUCUUUACGUGGAGCGUGACGUCACUUCCCGGUUAUCCUGUCGACACGGCUCUCGUGAAGGAGAAAGCCUAUAACAACAAUGAAAUUAUAGGAAAACUUUCAUGUCACAACUUCUCCAAAAGUAAUAAAAGAAACACUUGCGCCCAGUCGACUCUCGCUCAGUUGAAUGCUGGGGAAAAAAUCUGGGUCAAGGCCACCGAAAGGAUGAGUUUGGUCAGCGGGACGUACUGGCCAACGUUCUCUGGAAUUAAAUUGUAA